Messenger RNA from Dichomitus squalens LYAD-421 SS1, 2632 nucleotides. RefSeq names its product actin-like ATPase domain-containing protein. The record is from RefSeq and is a predicted model, not a curated record. The transcript is spliced from 13 exons. Gene Ontology annotation, cellular component: Ino80 complex. Bases 81 to 2450 code for a protein of 789 amino acids. Gene Ontology annotation, biological process: double-strand break repair; regulation of DNA-templated transcription. Lineage: Eukaryota; Fungi; Basidiomycota; Agaricomycetes; Polyporales; Polyporaceae.
GGCAAUAUAGCUUCUUCCUCUCGUUCAUGGCCCUCUGUUCUACGCUGUUUCUCUGACGACCUGCACGUACGUGACUUCUGAUGCCACGGGGAAUCCCCAACGCGAAAAGAGACGAGUCCGCCCUGCGGUACACCUCCUUCCAUGUUCCUCUCGCACCGAAUCCGAAGCACGUUGGCUCGACAUACCUGAAGUCGGAAUCUCAGACGGUAUGGUCCCGGAAUGCGAUACGCGCGCACAGGACGAGGACCGUGUCAGACGAGGCAGGGGCGGCCACUCCUACGGAGACCAGGCGUGGAGCCAAAGUCAUCGUAAUUCAUCCCGGUUCUAGAUUCCUUCGAAUAGGUCGCGCUUCCGACGUGACACCCCUAAGUGUCCCCAAUGUCAUCGCUCGCAGAUAUUCGUCCACAGUUCCCUCUCAAACGUAUGUGGAAGGCAUUUCGCGACCUCGGGAGGACCGCAAACGCUCUACUCCCUCUACGACCGCGCCUCCGGGAGAUGAGUACGCGGUCAAUGUAGCGUCGGACGAUCCUUUCGACGCCAAAGUCGCAGCGAUUACCGUCUCCUUGCGCGACCGGAUGCGGUUUUACAAGUUGCGGGUAACAACGAACUCCGCAAGUAUCGCGACAACAUUCAAUGAACAGUUCAGGCCAGAGAUCAUCCCUGAGGUUAAUGACCCCUACCAUGUGGAUUGGAUACAUUCCUCAGAAGAGCCGUACCUUGUGGGCGAGACAGCCCUUCGUCUUGCCAAUCCAGAGGAGAUGGGAUAUAUCAUGCGAUGGCCAAUUUACGGCGGCAACUUUAACACUCGCGAUUACCCUUCCGCCCAGCUGAUCCUCAGCGACAUUGAAACCAUCUUUCGCGAGUCGCUGAAGUUGAAGGGCAUUGAACCGAGCGCAUAUAAGGAUCAUUCUGUAGUCCUGGUAAUCCCGGACUACUAUGACCGCCUCUACGUUGAGUCGCUCGUUAGGAUUCUGCUAGUCGACAUGGGCUUCAAACAGAUCUGUGCGCAGCAAGAGUCUUUAGCCGCAACCUACGGCGCUGGCAUUUCUAAUGCGUGUGUCGUCGACAUGGGUGCCGUUAAGACAAGCAUCGCCUGCGUAGAUGACGGCUUGGUGAUAGCGGACACUAGGAUGGUACUCAGUAUGGGCGGGAACGACAUAACCGAGUUCCUGUAUGUCUUGCUGGAGAAAAUCGGCUUUCCCUAUCGUGACAUCAACCUUGCUCGUUCGUACGACUGGAAGGUUAUGGAAGACCUCAAGGCGCGACUAUGUACCUUGGCAGAGGGGGAUGUUGCGCUUAACCUCUACGACUUCUCCGUCCGAAGACCCGGCCAUGCCACGGAGAAGUACGGCCUUCGGGCAUAUGACGAGAUCAUUCUUGCUGCUAUGUGCCUGUUUGAGCCUCGCGUGAUCGAGUUCGAGCAGAAGAGAGCUGGAAUGCGUUUCCUCAUGCGUGCCCCGGACAUGGCGGAAGAGAUGGUCGAGCAAAGUGCAGACAAGCUCUCCGAGCGAUAUACUCAAGCGAUGAUGAUAUCCACGCAACACCUAUUCCCUGUAGUCCCUCCCCCCACCACCCUGGAACAGGCACCGUUGCUUGUCACGCCUGCGUUACAGACUCCAGCAACAACUGAAGGUCAGUCGCUUGCCGUGUCUCCCCAACCAGGAGCGAGUGCUUCAGCGACGGCCCCCGUUACUCCGUCUGCUGAAGAAUCCGCUCAGGCAGCCAAGGAGGACCAGGGUGGAGACGUGGAGAUGGGUGACGCGACCGUUGCGGAGUCACGUGGUAAAGACUCGAAGGGCGAAGAAGGCAAGGACGAUGAGACCGAGAAAGACGAGGGUGGAAGUGAAAAGGAGGACGAAAGAAAGGUCAAAUCUGAACCCGAGUCGACCGACAAGCUUCUAGGACCAGACACGGACAAGGAGAAGGCGAAGGAGAAGGAGAAGUCUGCAGCGCCAGACGCCGCCGUGGAAGUCAUCGACGUCGACCAACUGGACGACAAGGCUGCUUCUCAAACUGUCACUGCAACGCAUCCGCCUCCUCCACACAUCCCCACUCAAAUGCCCUUCAGCGCGUUCAACAUCGAUGUAGCUUUCGAGGCAAGCAAGCUUCCCUUGGAUGUCGCGAUCUUCAAUAGUGCGCGAGCAGCGGGAGGAGACGAGAAGAUUCGUAAAUAUCUUCAGGCUGUCUUGGUUAUCGGCGGGACUGCACUAGUGCCUGGAAUGGCUCACGCACUCGAGAGCCGGCUACAAGCAAUAGCAACACCCCUGGUGCCUAACAUGGAGAAAGUGCAGAUCAUACCUCCGCCCAAGGACGUAGAUCCGCGUGUCCUUGCAUGGAAGGGCGCCGCCGUGCUCGGCAAGAUGGAUGGUGUCGCGGACCUCUGGAUCACCGGCGCGGAUUGGGAACUCUUCGGCAUGCGCGCCCUCAAAGAGCGCUGCUUCUACCUUUGAGUGUACCUUUCUUGGUAUUAAGAGUACGGCGAGCUGGAUAGGGCCCCACGUCCGCACCCUUGGGAUCGAUGUGCCGCCUGACAGCCCGGAUCGAUGAAUGUUUGGAUUCAAUGUACGGCUUGACAAUUGAUAUGUCGUGCGCUCGAUGUUUGUCCAGGCCCUAGCAGCGCUCGAGUCGUGUC